Porites lobata is the source of this 2779-nucleotide messenger RNA. The record is from the annotation of a GenBank genome assembly. Lineage: Eukaryota; Metazoa; Cnidaria; Anthozoa; Scleractinia; Poritidae.
CAUAGUAAAGAUCACAACAAACUGAAAAGUGAGGGUAGAGAGCUUGCAUCCGAUGAUCAAUAACGAUGUAUCGCAGGGCAAGGAAAGGGUGAACGUUCCAGUGGUGAAUGAACUCGACGAUGAAAAGCCUUCAGCAUUUGGGGUAAUGUGAUCCCAAUGUGAUAAAGGACAUUGAGUGCACAACGACGCCGUGUGAGAAAUGUUCAUUUUUAAACCCCAAAAUAUUGUGGCUAUAAUUUCAACUGAAAUAUUAAUUUUUACUUACUUUCAGAGGAUGGAUUUAGAAUAAGCUCAAUACCCAUCCUUUACUUGCGAGUACGGCCGCCUGUAUUUGCCGGGUAAUAUCCCAUGUGUCCAGUCCGAAACACACCUCCCUGGGAUUUUCCAUUCCCCGCCGGGUUUAGGCAUGGGAAAUUUCUUCGGGGAAAGUUAUGGGACCAACGGAUUAAUGGGGAGUUUCCAACUGUAGAAACACCUUUCGAGGCGUAGCCAGGAUUUUUGCAGAGAUAUGCACAGUUUUACUAAAUCCAUGUGGCUUUUACUUUACAGUACACCUUAGUUUGCAUUGCUGGGCCCAAUGUAAGUGAUUCAUUCAAUUCUCCAUUCUACCCUGGCUGUGAAUGUCAUCAAAUCACAUGUGUGGCAGACGCUUGCUCUUGCAUGCAAGCCUAUGGACCAUGUUAUGACAAUAGUGGAUGCCUUCUUAUUUAUAAUCAGCAGUUGAAUGGUGAGUUUUCACAGGGCUAACUUGAUUGCAUUUGAAAAAGUAGUCCACAACCGAACCUCUAGUUGGUGUUUUUUUUCCUUUACUAACUUUAAGUCUCUCUUUCUUUCUCUCUGGACAAGUUUGUGCCUGGCACUGUCUUAAGCUGCAUUCAAUUGGGAUGAUCCAGAUCAAGAUCAGUGAUCUGGGAUACCUCAAAUCAUAGUACAUAAGAGGAACCAAUAAAUACAACCUGGUAAAGGACUGGUAAAGGAUUAAUCAGUUCAAUUGAUGUACCAUGAUCCAAGUGACGAACUAUCCUGAUCUGGAUCAUCUUAAAAGAACAUACCCUAAGUGUUCAUCAUAGACUAGUCUCCGAGCAAGCUCUCUGGGAUGCUCUGGCGGUGGGGAGGGAACAGGAAAGAGAGCUUGCAACUACAUCUCUGGAAUUUGAAUUCCACCUCCAGUUCGCCUGUGGAUACCCGUCAACUGAGCUGUCAGAUUUCUGCCAAUCAGUGUGAAUCGGAAACGAGUGCAUAUGUAAACAAACAUUAAAAAAAAAAAACGUGCCAAGGGUAAUGAGGUCAUUACUAAUGUCAUCUUCUCCGAUCAGCAUUUGGCAUCGACUUUUUCACUGCAAAUAUUCAAAUUCCAGAAACGUAGUUGCAAGCUCUCCUUCUUUUUUCCUGCCCCUCUGCCAGAGUGUCCCAGAGAGCUUGCUCGCUGGCUAGUUUAAUAAGAACUGCAGGGACCAAUGUCUAGGUGUCCUUUUUGAGCAAUUGUUGUCAUGGUGUCUGGGCACUUUGGGGAACUGUAUGCUGUCUUUAAGAGGUUUCCAUAAGAGAAGAGUCGACUGUAUCAACAUGUUUUACUCUAUAGCUACAAUUAGUAUGCAUGCUCUGAUUGGCUGUUUUCUUGUAAUGACUAGGUAUUAUUUUCUUGUAAUGAGCAAGCAUGUGUCAAAGACAUAUACGAGCUGUGUUUAACUUGAUAUUGGACAUCCAUAUGGACUUCAAUGUUAUGGUCAAUUGACAGCUGCCAAAAAGGGUAUCUGCUAACCAGUGUCACCUGGCUGUAUUGUGGGCUGUAGUGUACAACUCUUUGAGGUGACAUGUUUUUUUAAACUUAUCCACUGACCAGUUGUUGGUUUUAUUAUUGAUCACAGGCUCAGGUCCAUAAUGAAAAGGCCAUAUAUUAAAUAACUUAUUAGCCUUGUCUAUUCGUUCAUUACAGGGAAAUCUCAGACCUUGGCCAUGAUGUAUUGACCCCGCUAUCACUUGGUCAAUACAUCAAGGUCUUGGUCUGAGAUUUCACUGUAAUGAUCGAACAGACGAGGUUAAUAAGUAGUAUAUAUAUGCUGUUUUUUUUUCUCCAGAUUACUGUCAACCAGUGUUUGAAUGCAACAGUUGCUGCGCUUGCCCAGAGACUUGUCCGAACAGAGUUGUUCAGAAAGGAUUGCAGUUAAAGCUCCAAGUUUUCAAGACAAAACAUAAAGGAUGGGGCUUAAAAACUCAGCAGACCAUAAGAAAAUUCACUUUUGUGUGUGAAUAUGCUGGAGAACUUAUUUCAGUGCAAGAAGCUGAAAAACGUGCGCAGAAAUUAACACAUGAGACAGGAAACUACCUCAUAGUUCUUAGAGAACAUUCUUCUGAAAACCACAUCUUAAGAACACAUGUAGAUGCCCAUUUUCAUGGUAAUGCAUCAAGAUUCAUAAAUCACUCCUGUAACCCUAAUCUUGUCAUGGUGCCAGUCAGAGUGGAUUCUAUUGUGCCCAGACUGGCUCUCUUUGCCACUAGGGACAUUGAUGUUGGGGAGGAGCUGUCAUUUGAUUAUUCAGGAGAAUUCAGGGUUCUGUCAGCAAGGGAACAAAGAGGGGAAUGCAAAUGGCAAGAUAGUUUAAGAGAGCUUGGAAAGGAACCAAAGAGCUGCUUCUGUGGUUCACUGAAUUGCAUGGGUGUCCUUCCUUUUGAUGCAUCAUUGUAUAUGCAGUAGCUUGGAAUCUCGUUAAAAGCUUUAAUUACUUAGUGGUGGAUUCUAAUCUUGGAUCAAUUUUCGGUUUCUGGGAAACUGCCAACC